This is a messenger RNA of Sciurus carolinensis (gray squirrel), 3855 nucleotides long. Its product is annotated as NFX1-type zinc finger-containing protein 1-like. Gene Ontology annotation, cellular component: nuclear RNA-directed RNA polymerase complex. The record is from RefSeq and is a predicted model, not a curated record. Gene Ontology annotation, molecular function: helicase activity. Gene Ontology annotation, biological process: regulatory ncRNA-mediated heterochromatin formation. NCBI's taxonomy places the organism in Eukaryota, Metazoa, Chordata, Mammalia, Rodentia, Sciuridae.
AUGUUUAACUGCAGGACUCCGGUGGAAGCCCUGAAGCUGGAUGACUCCCAGAUGGAAGCCAUGCAGUUCGCUCUCACAAGGGAACUGGCUAUUAUUCAAGGACCUCCUGGAACAGGCAAAACCUAUGUAGGUCUAAAAAUUGUUCAAGCCCUCCUAACCAAUGAGUCUGUUUGGCAAAUUAGUCUCCAGAAGUUCCCCAUCUUGGUUGUAUGUUAUACUAAUCAUGCUUUGAACCAGUUUCUGGAAGGCAUCUACAAGUGUCAAAAGAUCAGCAUUGUGCGGGUGGGUGGAAGGAGCAACAGUGAAAUCCUGAAGCAGUUCACCUUGAGGGAACUGAGGAACAAGCGGAAAUUCUGCCGCAACCUCCCCAUGCACCUCCGAAGAGCCUACAUGAGUAUCAUGACCGAGAUGAAGGAAUCAGAGCAAGAGCUCCACGAAGGUGCCCAGACCCUAGAGUGCACCAUGCGUGGUGUCCUCCGGGAACAGCACUUGGAGAAGUAUAUCUCCCCCCGGCACUGGGAAAACCUGAUGAGUGGGCCAAUGCAGGACAGUGAGUGGAUCUCUUUCCAGCAUUGGAAGCACUCCAACGAAUGGCUGGGUCUAGGUGAUGGUUCUUUCACUCAAAAUGUUGCCUCAGCUGGACCUGAAAACACAGCCCAGGCAGAAGGGGAAGAAGAGGAAGAAGGAGAAGAGGAGGGGUCGCUGAUUGAGAUCGCAGAGGAGGCUGACCUGAUUCAAGCAGACCGAGUGAUCGAGGAGGAAGUGGUGGUGAGGCCCCAGCGACAGAAGAAGGAAGAGAAUGGGGCAGACCAGGAGUUGGCUAAAAUGCUUUUGGCCAUGAGGCUAGACCACUAUGACUCUGGAACCACAGCUGGACAGGAGCAAGCUACAGGAGAGUGGAAAACCCAGCGUAACCAGAAGAAGAAAGUGAAGGUUGAACUUCGCAAACUGAACACCAUGACUGAGGCUGAGGCCAAUGAGAUCCAGGAUGUCUGGCAGCUGGACCUGAAUUCUAGCUGGCAGCUUUAUAGGCUGUGGCUACAGAUGUACCAGGCCAACACUCGCUGGAAGAUCCUUAGCUAUGAACGCCAGUACUGCACAUCAGCAGAGAGAAUGGCUGAGCUGAGACUCCAGGAAGACCUGCACAUCCUUAAAGAUGCCCAGGUUGUUGGCAUGACAACCACAGGUGCUGCGAAAUACCGCCAGAUCCUACAGAAGGUGGAGCCUCGCAUCGUCAUUGUGGAAGAGGCUGCUGAAGUCCUUGAGGCCCAUACCAUUGCUACAUUGAGCACAGCUUGCCAGCACCUCAUCCUGAUUGGGGACCACCAGCAGCUGUGCCCCAGUGCCAAUGUUUAUGAUCUGGCCAAGAACUUCAACCUUGAGGUGUCCCUUUUUGAACGGCUAGUGAAAGUAAACAUUCCCUUUGUCCGUCUGAAUUACCAGCACCGCAUGCGCCCUGAAAUUGCCCGCCUUUUGACCCCCCACAUCUAUCAGGAUCUGGAGAAUCAUCCCUCUGUUCUCAAGUAUGAGAAGAUUAAGGGGAUCUCUUCCAACCUUUUCUUUGUAGAACACAACUUGCCUGAACAGGAGAUCCAAGAAGGCUAAAGUCAUCAGAACCAGCAUGAGGCUUACUUUGUGGUAGAGCUGUGCAAGUACUUCCUGUGCCAGGAGUACCUGCCCUCCCAGAUCACCAUCCUUACCACCUACACCGGGCAGCUUUUCUGCCUGAGGAAGCUCAUGCCUGCCAAGACAUUUGCUGGCAUCAAGGUCCAUGUUGUGGACAAAUACCAAGGGAAAGAGAAUGACAUCCUCCUCCUCUCACUAGUGUGAAGCAACCAGGAGGGCAAGGUGGGUUUCCUCCAGAUAUCCAACCGCAUCUGCGUGGCCUUGUCCAGAGCCAAGAAAGGGAUGUACUGCAUUGGGAACAUGCAGAUGCUAGCCAAGGUCCCCUUGUGGAGCAAGAUCAUUCAUACCCUUCGAGAGAACAAUCAGAUAGGCCAAACGCUCCGACUGUGCUGUCAGAACCACUCUGAUACCCACACCUUAGUAUCCAAAGCUUCUGACUUUCAAAAAGUGCCCGAGGGAGGCUGCAGCCUGCCCUAUGAGUUUGGUCUAGGCUGUAGGCAUGUCUGCACCCGUACCUGCCACUCCUAUGAUUCCUUGCAUAAGGAGUUCUGGUGCAUGAAGCCAUGCCAAAAGGUCAUCUGCCAAGAUGGGCACCGGUGCCCCCUUGUUUGUUUCCAGGAGUGUCAGCCUUGUCAGGUGAAGGUACCCAAAACCAUUCCUCAGUGUGGCCAUGAACAGAUGGUCCCUUGUUCAAUGCCUGAGUCAGAUUUCUGCUGCCAGGAGCCCUGCCCUAAGGUCCUGAGAUGUGGCCACCGAUGUAGCCACCCAUGUGGUGAGUUCUGUGUGCAGUUGUGUUCAGAAAUGGUCACUGUGAAACUCAAAUGUGGGCACACGCAACAGGUGAAAUGUGGUCAUGUGGAAGACCUCAAGUACAUGCCAGUCAGGUGUACCAGCAAGUGUGAUACCACCCUUGACUGCGGGCACCCUUGCCCUGGCUCCUGCCACAGCUGUUUUGAAGGGCGCUUCCAUGAGCAUUGUCAGCAGCCCUGCAAGCGCCUGCUCAUCUGCUCACACAAGUACCAGGAGCCCUGCAUUGGCGAGUGCCCGCCCUGUCAGCGGACGUGUCAGAACCGUUGUGUCCAUAGCCAGUGCAAGAAGAAGUGUGGCGAGGUGUGCAGCCCCUGCGUGGAGCCCUGUGUCUGGCACUGCCAGCACUACCAGUGCACCAAACUCUGCUCUGAGCCCUGCAACCAACCCCCGUGCUAUGUGCCUUGUACUAAGCUACUGGCUUGUGGCCACCCUUGCAUUGGUCUGUAUGGAGAGCCAUGCCCCAAGAAGUGCCGUGUCUGCCACAUGGAUGAGGUCACACAAAUCCUCUUUGGCUCCGAGGAUGAGCCCGAUGCCCGCUUUGUGCAGCUAGAAGACUGCAGCCACAUCUUUGAGGUACAAGCCCUGGACCACUACAUGAACGAGCAGAAGGAUGAAGAAGUUGCCAUCAGGUUGAAGGUCUGCCCCAUCUGCCAGGUGCCCAUCCACAAAAACCUGAGGUACGGAACCAGCAUCAAACAGUGACUAGAGGAAAUCGAAGUCAUCAAGGAAAAGAUCCAGGGCUCAGCAGGGGAAAUUGCAACCAGCCAGGACCGACUGAGGGCCCUGCCGGAGAGCAAAAGCCUCCUCGACCAGCUUCCUGAAGAUUUCCUGAUGCUGAUGGAGAUGUUGGCCCAGAAAAAUCUGUCAGUCAGGGACCUGGGGCUUGUUGAGAAUUACAUCAACUUCUAUGACCACUUGGCCAACCUAUGAGAUUCUCUGAAAAAAUACGUCUUAGAACAGAGUAAAGUGAGGACUCAACUCGACCAAGUCCAUGGGUGGCUAGCCAAGAAGCAUUUGAGCUUUACCAGCCAGGAACUGAGUGACCUUCAGAGUGAAAUUCAGAGGCUCACAUACUUGGUGAACCUCCUGACCCGCUGCAAGAUGGCAGAAGGGAAGGUGAAAGGGAGUGUAGCACAAGAGGUCUACAGUAUCCGGAACAUCCUUGAGAACACCUGUAAGUUCACCCAGGAGGAGGAACAGCUUGUGCACAAAAAAAUGGAUGCUCUGAAAGCCACCAUUCCCUGCUCUGGCCUGGGCAUCUCAGAGAAAGAACGAGUGAAGAUUGUUAGUGCCAUGGGUUUCCCUCGUGGCCACUGGUUCAACCAGCUUGCUUCUGAGAUGGACGGAGCUCAGCACCCUGCCUGGUCUGACACGGCCAACAACCUGAUGAACUUUGAGGAGAUCCGGAGGAUGAUAUAG